This is a messenger RNA of Zea mays, 1050 nucleotides long. RefSeq names its product zinc finger protein 8. The record is from RefSeq and is a predicted model, not a curated record. Gene Ontology annotation, biological process: response to gibberellin; trichome morphogenesis; trichome differentiation. The transcript has a single exon. Gene Ontology annotation, molecular function: DNA-binding transcription factor activity. Lineage: Eukaryota; Viridiplantae; Streptophyta; Magnoliopsida; Poales; Poaceae. The coding region runs from base 120 to 866 and encodes 248 amino acids.
CUCAUUGCCCAUUGCCCAUUGCCGGGCAUCACUGCACAGACGACAGAAAUCCUAGCUUGUGCCUGUGUCGUCCAAUUAAUUACGUACUGCGACGUGACCGCAGUCGUGCCGUCGUUGUCAUGGCCGCACCGCAUGACAUGCACGGCGUGGACUCUUUCGCGCAGCUGCCCUUCGUCCGCGGCGCGGCGCCGAGGCCUCCGGCGGGGAGCAGGGACGUCGCCACCAGCAUCCGCCUCUUCGGCCGGGACUUUUCCAGCGACCAGCAGCAGGCGGUCCAGCUGCUGCUGCUCAAGGAGGACGCGGCGGCGGCGGCGGCGUCCGGGGAGAGGAAGUUCGAGUGCCACUACUGCUGCCGCAACUUCCCGACGUCGCAGGCGCUGGGCGGGCACCAGAACGCGCACAAGCGGGAGCGGCAGCACGCGCGGAGGGCGCACCUCGAGGCCUCCUUCGCCGCGCACUGCGGCGCCGCCUACCUACCCGGCGCGCACCUCUACGGCCUCUUCGGCUACGGCGGCGGCGGCGGCGGCGGCCACACCGCGCACUACCCGGCCGUGUGGGCAGGCGCCGCGCCGGGGAUCUACGGCGGCGUGGGGCCCGUGGCGCGGCCUCCCGUGUACGGCGCCGUGGCCGUGCCGGGGACGUGGAGGCCGUCCCCACCUGGGAGUGGCGGCGCUUUCGUCGCGGCUGGCCGACCCGUGGGGUACGGAGAGAUGGCUGGCAAAGACGACAAGGCGAAGAUGAGCGUGGUGGUGUCACUGCCCGCGUCGUUGCCGUCGUCGUGCUUGUCCGGCCAGUCGGCGGAGAUGAUAGGGAGGUCUGAGUUGGGACACACGGAUGGAGUCAUAAGCUUGGACCUCUGUUUGUAGUCUGUCUUCUCCCUGUUUAGAUCGCUUUCAUUAAUUUUUUUCUCUUUUCCUUUUGGCUUGUUUCGAGAGUUGUUUCAAGCAUGUUUCUUCAGCUAAAUUGCGCGAGACAUUUCCAUUAGCAUUGUCGAAUGGUAUGUACUUUUUUUCUUUAUUUUAUUCAAGGUAAGCAUGCAUGUGUAGUUUA